UUUUACAGCACACAACAUGUCCGAAGCAAAGUCACCAUCUAAGAAGAAGCCAGCUGCGCCCAAAAAGCCAGCCGAGCAUCCACCUUACGCAGACAUGAUCAAAGCUGCUAUCUUAGCGUUGAAAGAGCGAAAUGGUUCUUCCCGCCAAGCCAUCGAGAAGUACAUCAAAGCCAACUACAAGGUGGAUGAGGUUGGCUCGCACUUGAAGAUGGCUUUGAAGAGGGGCGCCACCAGUGGAAAGUUUGUCCACACCAAGGGAGUCGGUGCUUCUGGUUCGUUUAAGUUAGCUAAGGAGGAAAAGAAGGAGAAGAAGCCAAAGAAAAAGCCAGCCGCAAAGAAGAAGCCUGCAGCCAAGCCAAAGAAACCCGCCGCCAAGAAGACAGCGAAGAAACCAGCGGCGAAGAAGGUUGCAAAGAAACCCGCCGCUAAAAAGCCAGUAGCGAAGAAACCAGUGGCUAAAAAACCAGCGGCAAAGAAGCCUGCGGCUAAAAAACCAGCUAUAAAGAAGCCCGCAGCUAAAAAGCCCGCCAAGAAAGCAGCGAAGAAAUCGCCAAAGAAGACCACCAAGAAAUAAAAACCCAAGGAGGGAAGCAACUCUUCACCAAACGGCUCCUUUAGGAGCCACCACAUUUAAGAAAAAGUUAUUAUCAACUGAGUGUUGAUGUAGCCUUCGGUAAUCCAGUGUAAAUUCACGAUAUUUUCAAUCGUGGACCAUGAUAAAUGCAGUAGAGAGCAGAUUCGCAUUGAACCCGCUGACAAAUCUUUAAACUCUUGCAGUAACCCCCAUUUCAUUUCCUUUAACAGUAAUAUCCCAAAACAUUUCAUAAAAUCUUGAGAAGAAAGUUCAUUGUCUCCAACCUUGAAAUUUGAUUGUUGAACAAAUUGUUCUUGUCAGUACUAC
Pocillopora verrucosa is the source of this 901-nucleotide messenger RNA. RefSeq names its product histone H1-delta-like. The record is from RefSeq and is a predicted model, not a curated record. Gene Ontology annotation, cellular component: nucleus; nucleosome. Gene Ontology annotation, biological process: negative regulation of DNA recombination; nucleosome assembly; chromosome condensation. Gene Ontology annotation, molecular function: nucleosomal DNA binding; structural constituent of chromatin; double-stranded DNA binding. NCBI's taxonomy places the organism in Eukaryota, Metazoa, Cnidaria, Anthozoa, Scleractinia, Pocilloporidae.